Messenger RNA from Actinia tenebrosa (Australian red waratah sea anemone), 5173 nucleotides. RefSeq lists its product as uncharacterized. NCBI's taxonomy places the organism in Eukaryota, Metazoa, Cnidaria, Anthozoa, Actiniaria, Actiniidae. Gene Ontology annotation, molecular function: calcium ion binding. Gene Ontology annotation, biological process: cell-matrix adhesion. The record is from RefSeq and is a predicted model, not a curated record.
CAACACAACCUCCCUACGGGAGUGCUACUACGACAGCAACUACCAAACCCACGGAGUCGACAACAGAAGCUACUACCGCAGCGCCGACCACGACACCACCAGGGCCUGAUCCAAUCAUGUACCCGUAUGGAACCAAUGCUAAUGACAAACGGGAUACUGAGUAUGGUUAUUAUUGGUAUUCGAAAUGUCCUGAGAUACAGUUAGAUGCGAGAGGCAUGGUAUUUUUUGGAAGACGACACUACAAACUUUAUUACAACACAUUCCAGGCCGUCCUCAUAACAAAUGGUGAGUUCUCCUUCGUCAUGUACAACUAUCCUAAAAAUGGCAUCCAGUGGUCUGUUCCUGCUAAAAGAGAGGAUUAUGGCAGGUACUAUAACUCGAAAGGUCUUCCUGUAGUGGGCUUCAAUGCAGGACACGGGAAUGACAUUUACUACGAUCAUCCACGUUCUGGUGACGUAAUGGUCGUCGACAUCGACCAGAUAGAAGGAUUGAACGUCUUCAAAUCCCCUGACAGCCAAACCAUUCAAGCUACCGGGAAUGGAAUGCAAGGACGAGUAUUCAUUCGUCUUGAAGACUCACGAGGAGAAGAGGACCACAGGCUUAGUUUCAUAAGCAUAGGUACCCCACUGAAUACCAGAAUGAUGAUAAACAGGCAUAUGACAACUGCUGUAUCAAAAGUAACAKGUGCUGGAUGUACCAAGAAGCACGGCCAUCAGACACGUGUUCACGUUACAUCCCUCCGAGAUGGAGUUGGUUUUGGGGCGACCCUCACUUCGUCACACUGGACAGCAAGAACUACACGUUCAACGGUCUUGGAGAGUACGUCAUGCUGGAUGCAAAAGAUGGUUACUUUCAGCUACAAGCCCGAACGAGACUUGCUAAAGGAAAUGGCACUGCUACCGUGUUUAGUGGAGCUGUAGCCAAAGAGAACAAUUCUGUUCCAGUUCAAGUUACCUUGCCGUAUGAUAAUGAAACGAUGGAAGUCCUCGUAGAUGGAAAACCUUUUAAUUUCAAAAGCCUGACCAAUGAAUCUCAAGAUCUCGAUAACGGUUCUGUUACGGUCUCCAAGCCURAGAAACAAUGCUUGGAGAUGAGCUUCCCUUCAGGAAUGUCGGUAACAAUAUGCGAAAAACAGAACAUACUUUCCAUCGUCACUGCUGCUCCAGAGUCGUUYAAGAACAAGACAAAAGGUCUUCUUGGAACUUGGAAUGGAAAUCCAGAGGAUGAUUUUACUUUACCURAUGGAACAGUACUCCCACAUAAUAUGAGGGGCAGAGAUAUUCACUAUAAAUAUGGAAUGGCUUGGCAAGUUACCAACGAAACCUCGCUAUUUACGUACAAAGAAGGUGAAAGCUCCGACACGUUUCUCAAUAAAACGUUCCGUCCAAUGUUUUUAGAAGAAUUAAAGUUUUACAAUUAUUCGCUGAGAAUAGAGGCAGAAACGAAAUGUCAAGGUGACGCAAGUUGUUUGUUUGAUGCGGCAUCGACUGGAGACGUAGAGAUAGGACUGAGUACCAAGCAGCUGGGAUCACAACUCGUCAAUGACUCCAAGAAAAUGAGCAACGACCCGCCUAAGAUCAGCAACAGUUCCUCAGUAAUAGAACUUACAGUCAAUACAACAGCUACUGUGAUUGUGGAGGUGACUGAUGCCAACGAUGAUUCGAUUACGUUGAAUGUCACUGGUUUACCUGCUGACGSACAAGUGAGACACUCAAACACAUCUUAUUGGAACAUCAAUUGGCAAGUUACCACAAAAAAGCUUGACCUUCAGUUUAUCGCAUCAGAUGGUGAAUCUGUAUCCGCUUUAAUACCAAAAAUUUACCUCUGCGCAUGUCACCACGGAGGACACUGUGAAAAGCCAAGCAAGAUCACUGGCGCAGACUCGGGGGAAGAGAAGUUUAUCGAGAAUGCUUGCAACUGCGUGGAUGGAUACACGGGGAAGUAUUGUGAGACUGAUAUCGAUGCGUGUGAAGCAAAUCUAAACCCUUGUUAUCCUGGAGUAGAUUGCAUUGACUUGCCKCCUCCAGCUAACGUGACUGAUGGCUACGAAUGCGCUCCUUGCCCCGAUGGAUACACAGGAAAUGGAGCCUCUUGUAAAGACAUUGAUGAGUGUGGAGAUGAUAAUGAAGACUGUGACCAGCUUUGUCUCAACAAACCAGGGUCUUACGAAUGUUCUUGCAAAAGCGGAUAUCAGCUCCAGGCAGACRAGAAAACCUGUCAAGACAUAGACGAGUGUGUUCCGGCAAGCGACUGCAUGCACAAAUGUACAAACRCUCCAGGAAGUUACAAUUGUUCUUGCAACGACAACUUCAAAGUUGACCCAGGAAACCCAAAGCUUUGUGUUCCUACGAAUCCCUGCCAAAAGGAUGAGCRUCAGUGCACACAAGUUUGUUACAAAUUAUCGGAUAAUCAACAGAAAUGUUCGUGCUACAAAGGAUAUGAACUGAAGGAUGACGAGAUAACAUGUCAAGACGUGGACGAGUGUGCCACUAAGAACCSCUGUAACCAAAGGUGCCACAACACGAAAGGCGACUACUAUUGUUCAUGUCUUCAAGGAUUUAGACUCUCUUCUAACAACAAAACUUGCAUUGAUAUCAAUGAAUGCAUGGAGUGGACGUUCAACUGCUCAGACCCUUCACUGAAAUGUGUGAACACAGAUGGGUCGUACAAAUGCGAGUGCGAAGAAGGACUCUACUGGAAUGUCACGCUCAACAAGUGUAUAGGUCUUAAGAAAGGACAAAAGCCUCCUCCACCUCCUCCGGCCCCAAAACCGAAGAAACCAGACCAGAAUGAGACGAUGAACGCUGUCAACAUCACUGUUAAGAACUUCAAUGCUUCCAAGUGGAAUAAGCCAAAAGAAGAGAAAUUCAAAAAUGCCAUAGCAAAAGCUAUCACAACAUAUUGUAAUGAAGAAGGAAACCUGUGCUCUAGUCCAGUAAAGCGAGCAAGGCGUUCCACAGAGUUCAUCACUUGGACCCAAGACAAUAUUCAUCUGAUGCCUGGUUUUCCAAUUCAAAUCAAUUCAGAGAAAUUCCCAGCUUCCUCUCUAGUUGCUCGCAUUGCUUUUUACAUCAAUUUUCCCCGAGCAGUCAUGCUACAGACCGGCAUUACUGURAACAGUGAAAUUGUGCUCAAGAUCUUGAACGCCUCUCGAGAUGACAUCGAGAAGGCUCUUAACGCAUCCAUUAUUGACUUUUCAMUAUAUAAAGAAAAGCCGAGAGAAGAGGAAAACACGAAAAAGGAGAAAGACAUGUUGCCUAUUAUCUAUUAUCAUCGGAGCUGCUGUUGGGGGAACUGUCUUCAUUCUGUUGAUAAUCUUUGUCGCAGUAAUUUGCUAUAAGCGGAGUAAAAGAAAAGUGUUCCUCCAACCUCCAGAAGACAUUCAAAUGAGGGAAGCUAGCUCAAGCGCAGCAGUAUUAAACGAAGCAUUUAACGAACAACAGUAUUUCAACCAGCGUCUCCGAGCCCAACCCGUCCACUUCUUGAGGGAGUGAAAUAAGAACCAAAAAGAUGCCAUUGAUAGACGGUGUGGGUAAAAGUAGCAAAGUCAAAUUAAGAAUGUGUGCAAAAAACGAAAGAUGAGAGUCAGUAGAAAUAGGAGUACGUCCCGACCGUCCUUAUAGCCAUAUAACAAACACAUUGUCUUGUAUCAGAGUAUCUGUUCAGUAAGCUAUCACCAUAAUAUGCGAUGAACAAGAGUGAAAAUAUUGAUGACCUAASAAAAGAUUAUCGAGAAGUAUGCUGCUGGUGAUGCUCGCUGGAAGACAUCARAUUCGGAAUGAAAAAUACUUCAUAGGCAUCCAAAAAAAAAGGUGCAGUGUGUCAAUAGUACAUCAAAUUAAUGUAUGUAACCAUUUAUAUAAUAUUUUAUACUGUCAGUCAAGACCUUCAAAAGUUGAUCGACCACACAGAUGUGGCUUUUGUGAAACUAUUAACCAAGGUCUACGUCUUCGUACUUUUAUAGCGUUAGGUUUAACAGCGUUAGGUGCAGUGUGUCAAUAGUAUAACAAAUUAAUGUAUAUGUAACCAUUUAUAAUAAUUUAUACUGUCAGUCAAGACCUUCAAAAGUUUAUCGACCACACAGAUGUGGCUUUUGUGAAGCUAUUAACCAAGGUUACGUCUUUUAUAGCGUUAGAUUUAACAAGGAAUUUUUCAUAAAGAAGAAGGGAGGGGUGGGUGGUUAUUAAGCAACGUGUCGUCAUUUAUAGAAGAUCAGAGGCGGAUCGAGGGAUCAUUUUAAAAAAGGGAAUAUUAAAAYAUUUAUCAAGAUAAACUUUCACGUUUACAAAAAGCUCUCAAAUAUAAUUUCAGUAAAUUUGAGAUGCCAAUAUUUCACUAUUUUUAUUUUCCCGCCUUUUCUGGGCUUCCUGUGGUAUUGGCCGGGUGUCCUGUAACGUCACUUCCUUUCAAAAAUCCUGUAUCCGCCCCUGAAGAUGUAUUUAUYCUAGUCUUUUAAAAUUGUUUAGACAAAAAAGCGUUAUGAAAGUUUUGUAUUAARGAGGUAAAAUAGUCGUUAAGUUAUGAAAUAACAGUAUGAUAAAUACUUUGUAUUUUAUAAGUAGUGUUUAAACACAGGUCAGUAUGUUCUGUAAUUUGUUUAGGUGUACGAGUGUUUGUAUACAUCAAUUUCAAAAAAGAUUGUCGGCGCAAAAAGGGAUAGGCGAUAAGCAAUAAAAAUAUGGUAAUUUAAGAACCAAGAAUAGCUGGAAUGACUAGUGUUUCUUCUUCCUAUAUAUUUAGAGUUUUUUGAAGUCGACAUAGUUUCGACUAUUCGUGUUAAGAUGCAUGCCCAUACUUGCUUUCGGUUAGAAUGACCAAUCACCUAACUSCUUUGACGCCGAAAAUCUUUCUUGAAAUACUUGGAGUUUGUGAAAUCGUCAAGAUAUUACACGUCCUAUGAUUGGCUUAWAACCACUGCCUUAAUUUUUGCAAGAAAUAAAAAGUAUAUGUGAUUUAGUAAGUAAGUAAUUUUGCAAGUAGGUGUAUUAUAGGAAUAUAGAUUUUAACUUAUAAUUGAUAGUUUUAAAUUAUUGUAUUUUUGUAGCGYUCGAAAAAUAGUUUCACAGAAAUUUAUGUUCUUCAAAGAAAUAAAUUUUAUAGUUCGUUCAAAGUUUAAAUAUAGCAUUACCAUGGUCAAUGGCAAAAAUGAAAUAAAAUUUCACUGUGUAAAAGA